Molecule: messenger RNA, 12953 nt
Organism: Eriocheir sinensis (Chinese mitten crab)
Lineage: Eukaryota; Metazoa; Arthropoda; Malacostraca; Decapoda; Varunidae
Product: neuroblast differentiation-associated protein AHNAK-like
Exons: 7
Coding region: 474-12953 (4159 amino acids)
Biological process (GO): regulation of RNA splicing
Cellular component (GO): nucleus; cytoplasm
Source: RefSeq, a predicted model, not a curated record
CAGUCUCAGUCGCAUCCACGCCGCCGCCGCCGUCGCACCGUCGGCACCGUCUCGUGUCGCUCGCCCGCCCUCACACCCGCCCACCUGACAGCCUCCUCGCGGCCACGCCCAGCCGCCUCAAGCCUGGCGCGCGUGAGUCUUCCUUGACUGAUGGGCACUACACGCGGGCCGUAGCUCUUACACGUCUGACAGGCAUCGUUCAGCCACGCGGCAGCGAGGAUAUACUUUACUCGGCUACACGUGAAGAUGCGGGACUCAGCGGGAGGGAAGGUGGCUCCCCCGUGAAGCAUCCGUCCCGCUGGUGGUGGCUCGCCGCCCCCGCCGCGGCAGGAGUGUCAGUGAUUGCCGUGCCCGAGGAAUACUGGCACGAGUGUGGUGGUGCAUAAAAUUAUCAGUAUUAUGAUCACUAUUUCGUGAAUCCUGUUCAAGUGAAGUCCUGAUGUAUGUUACUGUGAAGUGUGAAUCAGUGCGUCAUGGGUAAUGUAGAAGGCAAGGUGGCAGGGCGGAGGCAUGUGGAGCCGCCCUACUGCACCUCGCGGCCCCUCCCGCCCCUGCCCACCGACGAAGACGUGGAGGCGAUAGACGACGACGACCUUGACUCGCCGCCUCCGUACCCGCCGCCGCCGCCGCCGGGGGAUGAACACAAGCGGUACUCGUGGCGGUUCAGGGACUCCGCCGUCUUUGGCCCGAGCGAGAACAAGAGACGUUCGUGGCUACGCAGCUUCACCAACGGAGGCGAGAAGACGAAGGGCAAGUUGGCUAAAGACGGUAAGGAUGUCAAUGAUGUUCAAGGUAACACAGGUGCAGGUGGCAGGGAAGGCUCCGGCGUCCCGGGAUUUAAAGUGGAGACUAAAAUCGACAACACUAAACCGAGUAGCGAGACGACUCGCCUAUACUCGUAUAGAAUCACGACUAACGACACGACUGGGGACUUGAAUGGAGGCUCGAGUCCCCCGACCUGGCAGAUACGAGACGGCAAGCUUGUCAGCGCCAGCAAGAAUGUAGUGAAGGCAGAGGACGGCGGCGCCCCUGGCUACAGCCUCCUUCACGAAUGCACGAGGCCGGACGAGCGGGCAGACCUCUCCCCCAUCGAGAUCAGUGCCACUUCUAAUAUGAAUCAAGACCUGAAGAAUGUAAUUGAAGAGCUCCGUGGAGACACACAAGUAGAGACCAAGACCAAUGUGGAGACUGUCUCAGACGGGCGGGGGGGCGUGGUGACCGUCACCACCACAAAGUCAGUGUCCUCACACGUCACUGUCAGCGGACCGAACAUGAACACUUUUGAUCACAACGACUCUCUCAGUAAGCUGGAGGCUGAGCUGAGUGCCCUCCUGUCUCCGGGCACGGAUCCCCGCGAUAGACAAGUCUUACCUAGGAUUAAUGGCACAGAGUUAGGUGCGCACACCUCCCUCUCCGCCGCUGGGGGCGCGGGGCUACAGAACAACGGGGGGGUGAAGGGCAGUGCGCGCGGUAAUGACACAUACAAUGUAUCUGUUUCCUCUAAUCUUCCAUUACCUGACUUACAAGAGUUUUCUGGCAAGGCUGCUCCCCUGCUGCCUGACGUGGUGAAGGAUGACGGGGUUGGGGGGUCGGUGGGGGUGGCAGGGAAGGGGCCUGGAGCGCUUGGCUUGUCCGCUGGCGCGCCGCCCAAAAUGGAAAUCACAAGCAAUUUACCUUCCGGGAAAGCUGAAGUUGACUUAAAUUAUCACAUUGACGAACCAUGGCUCGAUAUUGAUGAUGAGAGAGGUGUACCAGCCAUUGACGACGGCGCCCGACUUAGGUUGAAAGGCGAUUCCUUAGGCAUGUCUGGUCCUGAGGUGGCCGUGGACACCGGCGGCAUAAGUGGGCCCAGUGGAGGCGCUCAGGUUAGUGGUAAGAAACCCUCAGUACCAAAAAAGAAAAAAAACACUGCCGGUCCUUGUUCCUGCCUCAACACACCGUCCAAACUAGAAGCAGAGGAACCGUACGUCUCGGCUGACGUGCAAGGGCCAGGCGCCGGGGUGGAAACCGCUGCGGCCGCGGCCGUUGAGACAGAGCCUGGAAAAGGCACCGCAUGUGUAGAUGCUUCACUUACUGCAGAUGCUGGAAACUCAGAGGUAAAAAAGAAGCCACCCAAAGCAAAAUUAGGGUCGUGUUUUGGAAAACCUAAACAGCCAAAAUCGAGUAUUGAAGGUGAUGUUGUAGAACCCAAAGCCGGAGGGGAUAUUUCUAGUCUUGAGGGGCCUGAAAUAAAGGCUGAGGUGAGUGCCGAUAUGCCCAGUGCAAAUGUCAAGCCGGACAAACACACGAAAAAGAAAAAUGCGAAACUGUCGUCGUGUUUUGGCAAGCCAAAGGAGCCUAAAUCUAAUAUCUCUUUCGAGUCUUCUCAUCCCGGAGGAAAAAUAGAGCUUCCUGCGGCGAAAGGAAAACUUGACGUGGAAACAACGACACCUGAAGUCGAGGUGCAGGUGCCGAGAGGUGAACUGGACCUUGGGGAAAGGAAGGUUGCAGCUGACACAGAGUUGUCACUGACAGCUAAAGUGCCGUCCGUUCCCAGAGUACAAGCUACUGUAGAGGGAAAAGCUGCUGUCCCAGAUUUGGAUUUAGACAUAAAAGCUACCACUUCGCCGACAUUGGAUAUGAAAAGUCAAUAUGGCAUUCAAGCUAACUUGCCCAAUCUUGACACAGACAGAAUGGAUCAUGCAUUUGGAGUGCAAGGCGAAGCAGUCAAGAUGGACAUGCCCGCAGCCAGUAUAAACACUGGAAUAGACACAUCAGGAGACAUGGUGUCGCCUUCAUUGAAAUUUGAUGCUAGACAACCGAGUAUCGAUUUCCCAACACUAGAGCUUAGCAAGGCAGCAGGCGUGGCUCCAGAAGUGGACAUAGACGCAGGCAUAAACUACAAGUUGAAAGGAAGCACACCGGACGUACAAGUCAAGGGAUUACAUGACAUUGGAAGACCGGAUAUAAGAGGGGAAUUUAAACCUGGCAAAGUUGAUGUUGAUCUUCCUGAAGCGAGUGCAGAGGCCAGCAUUGCUGGUCCUGAAGCAAAGGCCGGAAUCAGUGUAGAGGCGCCAGAGGUAAAGGUGAAGGCAGAGAAGCCUAAGGCCAAGGCUAAAUUUGGGUCCUGUUUCGGAAAGCCCAAGUCACCAAAAGUUGAAGGCGAAUAUAAGCCAGGUAAGGCUGAAGUGGAGCUUCCUGAAGCAGAGAUCAAGGGAGGCAUUGAAGCCCCUGAGGCAAAGGCCGACAUUGAUAUUGACUCCCCAGAGGUAAAGGUUGAAGGCGGAGUGUCUCCUCCUGCGGUGUCAGUUGAGUCCCCAGAGGUGAAGGUAAAGGGCGGGAAAGGAAAGGGGAAGUUCGGCUCCUGCUUUGGCAAGCCGAAGACUCCUGAUGUAGAGGGCGAGUAUAAGCCAGGAAAGGCAGAACUAGAGGGUCCCGACGUGUCGGCCGGUGUGAGUGUUGCUGGUCCGGAUGUCAAAGGGGAAGUGAGCGUACAACCACCAGACGUGAAGGCAAAGGUCGAUAAAAAGCCAAAAGCUAAACUGGGAUCUUGCUUUGGAAAGCCAAAGGCACCGAAGGUAGAGGGUGAGUAUGAGCCUGGAAAGGUAGAGGUCGAUGUUCCUGAAGUCAGCGCCGAAGCGAGCGUCAAAACACCUGAAGGGAAGGCUGAGUUUGACGCUGAAGCACCAGACGUUAAAGUGAAGGGCGGGAAAGGUGUUGGAAAGCCCAAGAUGAAGCUAGGAUCAUGCUUCGGAAAACCCAAGACUCCUAAGGUAGAGGCAGCUUACCAGCCACCUGAAGUCAGUGCUGAAUUAAAGGUUCCUAAAGCCGAAAUUGACGUCCCAGAGUUGGGAGGCGAAAUCGAGGUUGAUGCUCCAAAAGCCUCCGUCAAUGUGGAUCUGCCCGAAGUUCCCAAACUGAAAGGAGACCUAGACCUAAAUAUUGACGUCCCGAAGGCAGAGCCAUCCUUUAAGAUUGAAGGUGACAUCCCUGACCUGCCAAAGGUCGAAGCCAAGCUCGGAGGUAGAGCCGAGCUUCCCGAAGUCGAAGUUGAAGGAAAGCUUCCUUCACUCCCUGAUAUGAAAGCAAACAUUGAUGCUGGUGGAGCGUUGCCAGAGGUGAAGCUUGAGGGAGAGCUCCCUCAAGGAGACGUGAAGGUUGACGUCGACGCCAAGUUGCCCAGCGUCUCUGGAGAAAUCAAAGGACCAAAAUUUUCUUUGCCUGAGUUGUCAGCACCCAAAGUAGAAGGAGAAAUUAAGGGUGAGUUACCGACCGUUGAGAUUCCUGAAGCCGAAGUGUCACUGCCAUCUGUUCCUUCAGCCGAAAUAAAGGCGGAGGUUGAAGCCCCUAAAAUAUCUGGAGAGGUUGAGCCGCUAAAGGUGAAAGGGAAGAAGCCCAAGAUGGCUCCAUGUGCUUGUUUCGGAGGGCCAAAGAAGGGGAAGCUGGAAGAGCCGUACGUAUCAGCUGGCGCCGAAAUCAAGGCUCCUACUGAAGGGAAGGGCAUAGACGUUGGUGUUGAAGGUAAAGUUGACCCCGAAUUAAAGGUAGAAGGUGAUAUUCCCUCAGCAAGUGUGUCCGUCGGUGUUCCUAAAGGGGAGGCCCAAGUUGAGGUAGAAGCCCCGAAAGUGAAGGUGAAAGGAGAUAAGCCGAAGGCCAAGUUUGGGUCGUGCUUCGGAAAGCCUAAAAGCCCUGAAGUAGAAGCGGAAUAUAAACCUGGCAAAGUUGAUGUUGAUCUUCCUGAAGCGAGUGCAGAGGCCAGCAUUGCUGGUCCUGAAGCAAAGGCCGGAGUCAGUGUAGAGGCGCCAGAGGUAAAGGUGAAGGCAGAGAAGCCUAAGGCCAAGGCUAAAUUUGGGUCCUGUUUCGGAAAGCCCAAGUCACCAAAAGUUGAAGGCGAAUAUAAGCCAGGUAAGGCUGAAGUGGAGCUUCCUGAAGCAGAGAUCAAGGGAGGCAUUGAAGCCCCUGAGGCAAAGGCCGACAUUGAUAUUGAAUCCCCAGAGGUAAAGGUUAAAGGCGGAGUGUCUCCUCCUGCGGUGUCAGUUGAGUCCCCAGAGGUGAAGGUAAAGGGCGGGAAAGGAAAAGGGAAGUUCGGCUCCUGCUUUGGCAAGCCGAAGACUCCUGAUGUAGAGGGCGAGUAUAAGCCAGGAAAGGCAGAACUAGAGGGUCCCGACGUGUCGGCCGGUGUGAGUGUUGCUGGUCCGGAUGUCAAAGGGGAAGUGAGCGUACAACCACCAGACGUGAAGGCAAAGGUCGAUAAAAAGCCAAAAGCUAAACUGGGAUCUUGCUUUGGAAAGCCAAAGGCACCGAAGGUAGAGGGUGAGUAUGAGCCUGGAAAGGUAGAGGUCGAUGUUCCUGAAGUCAGCGCCGAAGCGAGCGUCAAAACACCUGAAGGGAAGGCUGAGUUUGACGCUGAAGCACCAGACGUUAAAGUGAAGGGCGGGAAAGGUGUUGGAAAGCCCAAGAUGAAGCUAGGAUCAUGCUUCGGAAAACCCAAGACUCCUAAGGUAGAGGCAGCUUACCAGCCACCUGAAGUCAGUGCUGAAUUAAAGGUUCCUAAAGCCGAAAUUGACGUUCCAGAGUUGGGAGGCGAAAUCGAGGUUGAUGCUCCAAAAGCCUCCGUCAAUGUGGAUCUGCCCGAAGUUCCCAAACUGAAAGGAGACCUAGACCUAAAUAUUGACGUCCCGAAGGCAGAGCCAUCCUUUAAGAUUGAAGGUGACAUCCCUGACCUGCCAAAGGUCGAAGCCAAGCUCGGAGGUAGAGCCGAGCUUCCCGAAGUCGAAGUUGAAGGAAAGCUUCCUUCACUCCCUGAUGUGAAAGCAAACAUUGAUGCUGGUGGAGCGUUGCCAGAGGUGAAGCUUGAGGGAGAGCUCCCUCAAGGAGACGUGAAGGUUGACGUCGACGCCAAGUUGCCCAGCGUCUCUGGAGAAAUCAAAGGACCAGAAUUUUCUUUGCCUGAGUUGUCAGCACCCAAAGUAGAAGGAGAAAUUAAGGGUGAGUUACCGACCGUUGAGAUUCCUGAAGCCGAAGUGUCACUGCCAUCUGUUCCUUCAGCCGAAAUAAAGGCGGAGGUUGAAGCCCCUAAAAUAUCUGGAGAGGUUGAGCCGCUAAAGGUGAAAGGGAAGAAGCCCAAGAUGGCUCCAUGUGCUUGUUUCGGAGGGCCAAAGAAGGGGAAGCUGGAAGAGCCGUACGUAUCAGCUGGCGCCGAAAUCAAGGCUCCUAUUGAAGGGAAGGGGAUAGACGUUGGUGUUGAAGCUAAAGUUGACCCCGAAUUGAAGUUAGAAGGUGAUAUUCCCUCAGCAAGUGUAUCCGUCGGUGUUCCUAAAGGGGAGGCCCAAGUUGAGGUAGAAGCCCCGAAAGUGAAGGUGAAAGGAGAUAAGCCGAAGGCCAAGUUUGGGUCGUGCUUCGGAAAGCCUAAAAGCCCUGAAGUAGAAGCGGAAUAUAAACCUGGCAAAGUUGAUGUUGAUCUUCCUGAAGCGAGUGCAGAGGCCAGCAUUGCUGGUCCUGAAGCAAAGGCCGGAGUCAGUGUAGAGGCGCCAGAGGUAAAGGUGAAGGCAGAGAAGCCUAAGGCCAAGGCUAAAUUUGGGUCCUGUUUCGGAAAGCCCAAGUCACCAAAAGUUGAAGGCGAAUAUAAGCCAGGUAAGGCUGAAGUGGAGCUUCCUGAAGCAGAGAUCAAGGUAGGCAUUGAAGCCCCUGAGGCAAAGGCCGACAUUGAUAUUGACUCCCCAGAGGUAAAGGUUGAAGGCGGAGUGUCUCCUCCUGCGGUGUCAGUUGAGUCCCCAGAGGUGAAGGUAAAGGGCGGGAAAGGAAAGGGGAAGUUCGGCUCCUGCUUUGGCAAGCCGAAGACUCCUGAUGUAGAGGGCGAGUAUAAGCCAGGAAAGGCAGAACUAGAGGGUCCCGACGUGUCGGCCGGUGUGAGUGUUGCUGGUCCGGAUGUCAAAGGGGAAGUGAGCGUACAACCACCAGACGUGAAGGCAAAGGUCGAUAAAAAGCCAAAAGCUAAACUGGGAUCUUGCUUUGGAAAGCCAAAGGCACCGAAGGUAGAGGGUGAGUAUGAGCCUGGAAAGGUAGAGGUCGAUGUUCCUGAAGUCAGCGCCGAAGCGAGCGUCAAAACACCUGAAGGGAAGGCUGAGUUUGACGCUGAAGCACCAGACGUUAAAGUGAAGGGCGGGAAAGGUGUUGGAAAGCCCAAGAUGAAGCUAGGAUCAUGCUUCGGAAAACCCAAGACUCCUAAGGUAGAGGCAGCUUACCAGCCACCUGAAGUCAGUGCUGAAUUAAAGGUUCCUAAAGCCGAAAUUGACGUCCCAGAGUUGGGAGGCGAAAUCGAGGUUGAUGCUCCAAAAGCCUCCGUCAAUGUGGAUCUGCCCGAAGUUCCCAAACUGAAAGGAGACCUAGACCUAAAUAUUGACGUCCCGAAGGCAGAGCCAUCCUUUAAGAUUGAAGGUGACAUCCCUGACCUGCCAAAGGUCGAAGCCAAGCUCGGAGGUAGAGCCGAGCUUCCCGAAGUCGAAGUUGAAGGAAAGCUUCCUUCACUCCCUGAUGUGAAAGCAAAUAUUGAUGCUGGUGGAGCGUUGCCGGAGGUGAAGCUUGAGGGAAAGCUCCCUCAAGGAGACGUGAAGGUUGACGUCGACGCCAAGUUGCCCAGCGUCUCUGGAGAAAUUAAAGGACCAGCAUUUUCUUUGCCUGAGUUGUCAGCACCCAAAGUAGAAGGAGAAAUUAAGGGUGAAUUGCCAUCAGUUGCAGGAAGUGUGCCAUCAAUCCCAGAGAUUGAGGAUGACCUUCCGCAAUGUGAACUAGAUGUUGGUGUGACGACUCCGGAGGUAGCAAUGGAAUCUCCGGAUGUCGAUGUGAAAGGACGCAAAGGAAAAGCAGGUUUAGGAUCUUGCUUUGGGAAACCAAAAACUUCUAAAAUGGAGGGCGAAUAUAAGCCAGGAAAGGUUGAAGCAGAGCUCCCCGAAACAGAGAUCAAGGGAGACGUACGAGCUCCUGAGGCAAAGGCAGAUCUAGAUAUUGAAUCCCCCGACGCAAAGGUGAAAGGCGGGGUGUCAGCUGAGUCCCCAGAGAUGAAGGUAAAGGGUGGGAAAGGAAAGGCCAAGUUCGGCUCCUGCUUUAGCAAGCCGAAGACUCCUGACAUAGAGGGAGAGUAUAAGCCUGGGAAGGCAGAACUAGAGGGCCCCGACGUGUCGGCCGAUGUGAGUGUUGCUGGUCCGGAUGUCAAAGGGGAAGUCAGCGUACAACCACCAGACGUGAAGGCAAAGACCGAUAAAAAGCCAAAAGUUAAACUGGGCUCUUGUUUCGGAAAGCCAAAGGCACCGGAGAUAGAGGCGAAAGUCACUGGAACUUUGCCUGAGUGCAAUGCAGAAGCUGGCAUGCAGGCUGCGGUCCCCGAUGUUCUCAUUGGAACUGGAAAAUUGGAACUUAAGAAUGAUGUCCCAGAGAUGAAUGCUAACAUUCCAGGAAUAAAAGUUGAUGUCCCAAGAUAUGGAGGGAAAUUGGACUUAAAGUCUGAUGUUCCAGAGGUGACGGCUGAUAUCCCAGGAUUUGGAGGAAAAUUGGACUUUAAGGCUGAUGUCCCAGAGGUGAAGGGUGACGUCCCUGGAUUUGGAGGAAAAUUGAACUUUAAGGCUGAUGUCCCAGAGGUGAAGGCUGAUAUUCCAGGAUUUGGAGGAAAAUUGGACUUUAAGGCUGAUGUCCCAGAGGUGAAGGCUGAUGUCCCAGGAUUUGGAGGAAAAUUGGACUUUAAGGCUGAUGUCCCAGAGGUGAAGGCUGAUGUCCCAGGAUUUGGAGGAAAAUUGAACUUUAAGGCUGAUGUCCCCGAAGUGAAGGCUGAUAUCCCAGAAUUUGGAGGAAAAUUGGACUUUAAGACUGAUGUCCCAGAGGUGAAGGCUGAUAUCCCAAGAUUUGGAGGAAAAUUGGACUUUAAGGCUGAUGUCCCAGAGGUGAAGGCUGAUAUCCCAGGAUUUGGAGGAAAAUUGGACUUUAAGGCUGAUGUCCCAGAGGUGAAGGCUGAUGUCCCAGGAUUUGGUGGAAAAUUGGACUAUAAGGCUGAUGUCCCAGAGGUGAAGGCUGAUGUCCCAGGAUUUGGCGGAAAAUUGAACUUUAAGGCUGAUGUCCCAGAGGUGAAGGCUGAUAUCCCAGGAUUUGGAGGAAAAUUGGACUUUAAGGCUGAUGUCCCAGAGAUGAAGGCUGAUAUCCCAGGAUUUGGCGGUAAAUUGGACUUCAAGGCUGAUGUCCCAGAGGUGAGGGCUGAUAUCCCAGGAUUUGGCGGAAAAUUAGACUUUAAGGCUGAUGUCCCAAAGGUGAAAGCUGAUGUCCCAGGAUUUGGCGGAAAAUUGGACUUUAAGGCUGAUGUUCCAGAGGUGAAGGCUGAUAUCCCAGGAUAUGGUGGAAAAUUGGACUAUAAGGCUGAUGUCCCAGGAUUUGGCGGAAAAUUGGACUUUAAGGCUGAUGUCCCAGAGGUGAAGGCUGAUAUCCCAGGAUUUGGAGGAAAAUUGGACUUUAAGGCUGAUGUCCCAGAGGUGAAGGCUGAUAUCCCAGGAUUUGGUGGAAAAUUGGACUUUAAGGCUGAUGUCCCAGAGGUGAAGGCUGAUAUCCCAGGAUUUGGCGGAAAAUUGGACUUUAAGGCUGAUGUCCCAAAGGUGAAGGCUGAUGUCCCAGGAUUUGGCGGAAAAUUAGACUUUAAGGCUGAUGUCCCAGAGGUGAAGGCUGAUAUCCCAGGAUUUGGUGGAAAAUUGGACUUUAAGGCUGAUGUCCCAGAGGUGAAGGCUGAUAUCCCAGGAUUUGGUGGAAAAUUGGACUUUAAGGCUGAUGUCCCAGGAUUUGGAGGAAAAUUGGACUUUAAGGCUGAUGUCCCAGAGGUGAAGGCUGAUAUCCCAGGAUUUGGAGGAAAUUUGGAUUAUAAGGCUGAUGUCCCAGCGGUGAAGGCUGAUAUCCCAGGAUUUGGUGGAAAAUUGGACUUUAAGGCUGAUGUCCCAGAGGUGAAGGCUGAUGUCCCAGGAUUUGGAGGAAAAUUGGACUUUAAGGCUGAUGUCCCAGAGGUGAAGGCUGAUGUCCCAGGAUUUGGAGGAAAAUUGGACUUUAAGGCUGAUGUCCCAGAGGUGAAGGCUGAUGUCCCAGGAUUUGGAGGAAAAUUGGACUUUAAGGCUGAUGUCCCAGAGGUGAAGGCUGAUGUCCCAGGAUUUGGAGGAAAAUUGGACUUUAAGGCUGAUGUCCCAGAGGUGAAGGCUGAUAUCCCAGGAUUUGGUGGAAAAUUGGACUUUAAGGCUGAUGUCCCAGAGGUGAAGGCUGAUGUCCCAGGAUUUGGAGGAAAAUUGGACUUUAAGGCUGAUGUCCCAGAGGUGAAGGCUGAUAUCCCAGGAUUUGGAGGAAAAUUGGACUUUAAAGCUGAUGUCCCAGAGGUGAAGGCUGAUGUCCCAGGAUUUGGAGGAAAAUUAGACUUUAAAGCUGAUGUCCCAGAGGUGAAGGCUGAUGUCCCAGGAUUUGGAGGAAAAUUGGACUUUAAGGCUGAUGUCCCAGAGGUGAAGGCUGAUGUCCCAGGAUUUGGAGGAAAAUUGGACUUUAAGGCUGAUGUCCCAGAGGUGAAGGCUGAUGUCCCAGGAUUUGGAGGAAAAUUGGACUUUAAGGCUGAUGUCCCAGAGGUGAAGGCUGAUGUCCCAGGAUUUGGAGGAAAAUUCGACUUUAAGGCUGAUGUCCCAGAGGUGAAGGCUGAUGUCCCAGGAUUUGGAGGAAAAUUGGACUUUAAGGCUGAUGUCCCAGAGGUGAAGGCUGAUGUCCCAGGAUUUGGAGGAAAAUUGGACUUUAAGGCUGAUGUCCCAGAGGUGAAGGCUGAUGUCCCAGGAUUUGGAGGAAAAUUGGACUUUAAGGCUGAUGUCCCAGAGGUGAAGGCUGAUGUCCCAGGAUUUGGAGGAAAAUUGGACUUUAAGGCUGAUGUCCCAGAGGUGAAGGCUGAUAUCCCAGGAUUUGGUGGAAAAUUGGACUUUAAGGCUGAUGUCCCAGAGGUGAAGGCUGAUGUCCCAGGAUUUGGAGGAAAAUUGGACUUUAAGGCUGAUGUCCCAGAGGUGAAGGCUGAUGUCCCAGGAUUUGGAGGAAAAUUGGACUUUAAGGCUGAUGUCCCAGAGGUGAAGGCUGAUGUCCCAGGAUUUGGAGGAAAAUUGGACUUUAAGGCUGAUGUCCCAGAGGUGAAGGCUGAUGUCCCAGGAUUUGGAGGAAAAUUGGACUUUAAGGCUGAUGUCCCAGAGGUGAAGGCUGAUGUCCCAGGAUUUGGAGGAAAAUUGGACUUUAAGGCUGAUGUCCCAGAGGUGAAGGCUGAUGUUCCAGGAUUUGGAGGAAAAUUGGACUUUAAGGCUGAUGUCCCAGAGGUGAAGGCUGAUAUCCCAGGAUUUGGCGGAAAAUUGGACUUUAAGGCUGAUGUCCCAGAGGUGAAGGCUGAUGUCCCAGGAUUUGGAGGAAAAUUGGACUUUAAGGCUGAUGUCCCAGAGGUGAAGGCUGACAUCCCAGGAUUUGGCGGAAAAUUGAACUUUAAGGCUGAUGUCCCAGAGGUGAAGGCUGACAUCCCAGGAUUUGGCGGAAAAUUGGACUAUAAGGCUGAUGUCCCAAAGGUGAAGGCUGAUAUCCCAGGAUUUGGCGGAAAAUUGGACUAUAAAGCUGAUGUCCCAGAGGUGAAGGUUGAUGUCCCUGGAUUUGGAGGAGAAUUGGACUUUAAGGCUGAUGUCCCAAAGGUGAAGGCUGAUGUCCCAGGAUUUGGAGGAAAAUUGGACUUUAAGGCUGAUGUCCCAGAGGUGAAGGCUGAUAUCCCAGGAUUUGGCGGAAAAUUGGACUUUAUGGCUGAUGUCCCAGAGGUGAAGGCUGACAUCCCAGGAUUUGGCGGAAAAUUGAACUUUAAGGCUGAUGUCCCAGAGGUGAAGGCUGACAUCCCAGGAUUUGGCGGAAAAUUGGACUAUAAGGCUGAUGUCCCAAAGGUGAAGGCUGAUAUCCCAGGAUUUGGCGGAAAAUUGGACUAUAAAGCUGAUGUCCCAGAGGUGAAGGUUGAUGUCCCUGGAUUUGGAGGAGAAUUGGACUUUAAGGCUGAUGUCCCAAAGGUGAAGGCUGAUGUCCCAGGAUUUGGAGGAAAAUUGGACUUUAAAGCUGAUGUCCCAGAGGUGAAGGCUGAUGUCCCAGGAUUUGGAGGAAAAUUGGACUAUAAGGCUGAUGUCCCAGGAUUUGGAGGAAAAUUGGACUAUAAGGCUGAUGUCCCAGGAUUUGGAGGAAAAUUGGACUUUAAGGCUGAUGUCCCAGAUGUGAAGGUUGAUAUUCCAGGAUUUGGAGGAAAAUUGGACUUUAAGGCCGAUGUCCCAGAGGUGAAAGCUGAUAUUCCAGGAUUUGGAGGAAAAUUGGACUUUAAGGCUGAUGUCCCAGAUGUGAAGACUGAUAUCCCAGGAUUUGGUGGAAAGUUGGACUUUAAGGCUGAUGUCCCAGAUGUGAAGACUGAUAUCCCAGGAUAUGGCGGAAAGUUGGACUUUAAGGCUGAUGUCCCAGAGGUGAAGGCUGAUGUCCCUGGAUUUGGAGGAAAAUUGGACUUUAAGGCUGAUGUCCCAGAGGUGAAGGCUGAUAUCCCAGGAUUUGGAGGAAAAUUGGACUUUAAGCCUGAUGUCCCAGAGGUGAAGGCUGAUAUCCCAGGAUUUGGUGAAAAAUUGGACUUUAAGGCUGAUAUCCCAGAGGUGAAGGCUGCUGUCCCAGGAUUUGGAGGAAAAUUGGACUUUAAGGCUGAUGUCCCAGAGGUGAAGGCUGAUAUCCCAGGAUUUGGCGGAAAAUUGGACUUUAAGGCUGAUGUCCCAAAGGUGAAGGCUGAUAUCCCAGGAUUUGGUGGAAAAUUGGACUUUAAGGCUGAUGUCCCAGAAGUGAAGACUGACGUGCCAGAGAUGAAGGCUGAUAUCCCAGGGUGUGGAAGCUCAGCUGAGAUUAGACACAGAAUUGCCGGGAGUGUCCGUCAGUGGAACAAGUGA